Messenger RNA from Ectocarpus sp. CCAP 1310/34, 1313 nucleotides. Lineage: Eukaryota; Phaeophyceae; Ectocarpales; Ectocarpaceae. The record is from the annotation of a GenBank genome assembly.
AUGAGCCAUCUUUAUCAGGUCGCGAAGACCGUGAGGAUCGGUACGGACAAGGUCCUGGCGGUUCGCACACUCUGGUAUGACAAGCAGGAGUUGUACGAGACCAACGGGAAGGGGCGAGGCAAGGUCACCAGCGUCGACGACAGGCGACGCGUCAUCACCAAAGAGCAAGAGGAUGGGCUGAACGAGUUCAUCACGAGCGAGCACGAGGCGGGACGUCAGGUCUUCGUCAAGGAUUACUUGGAGGUGCCUUGGCUUCAAGCGCUGCAGGGGUGUAGGAUCAAAAUACCUCCGUUGAACGAGGAGAGGAAAAACCGCAUCCGCCUCUUUCUUGUUAAGAUGGACCUCGCGAAGAGGGCCGAGGACGCUGGGGUCGCAGUCAUUGUGUACAUGGAUGAGAGCUUUGUUCACCAGGCGCAUGGUUCCGCGUACUCGUACUUUCCUUCUAACGAUAAGGGGGUUGUGCAGGAUGAGAUAGGCCGUACAACGGGGAAAGGUGUGCGUAUGAUCAUGGUGCAUGCGAUCACGAAGCACGGGCCCUUGGCCGAGCUACAGGAGGGAUUUCCUAUCCGUGAGGAUGAGCAGACAGCAGGAUUUCUGUGGCAGGCCAAGUUGGCAACUGGAGAUUAUCAUAAUACCAUGAUGGAUGGGAUGUUCAUGCAGUGGUUGAAGCACCGACUUACCCCGGCCUUUGAUGCACAGAAGAAGUACAACGUCGAACUCUUGCGUAAGUACGGUUGCACGUUGUCCAAGGUGACGCGUGAGUCGGAGGGUAAGGCUGCUGAGUACAACUUUGAGGUGCCGGCGCAGGGGUCGUUACCCAAGGCGAACCGCAAGAACGGCGUCAGCAAAGAAGAGAUAGACUUCGCUGAGACGUACAUGAGGGAGAAGGGGUUGGGGUUAAUUUGGACACCGCCGUACAUGCCGACUUUUCAGCCGAUCGAGCUGUUCUGGCAGCACGGCAAGCAUUACGUGAGCAUUCAUUUUGAGAAGGGGCGGACCAUGUUGGAUGUCUGGAGGCGAAUCCGUCUCGGUUGGUAUGGAAACCCGGAAUGGGACGGUCAGGAGGGGGGGUGGAAGACAGCCAAUUGUGGAAAGUUGGUGGAACAUGCCAUUGGCAAGAAGAACGAGUGGAUCGGCCUGUAUGGUGGAAGCCUGAGCGGUACGAUCGGUAGCCUCGAGUAUCCUAUGGCAGAGUACCGAGAGGGAAUGGCCGAGGAUGAGAUAGAGGAUGGGGUGGAGGAGCAGACGGAUAAGUGGCUGGGUGAGGACGCGGAAGAUGCCAUGGAAGGCUGAAAAAAUUAUGCAAAAAAAAA